This is a messenger RNA of Dicentrarchus labrax (European seabass), 5605 nucleotides long. RefSeq names its product lysine (K)-specific demethylase 4B (gene kdm4b). Gene Ontology annotation, cellular component: nucleus. Lineage: Eukaryota; Metazoa; Chordata; Actinopteri; Moronidae. The transcript has 22 exons. Gene Ontology annotation, molecular function: histone H3K9 demethylase activity. Bases 150 to 3878 code for a protein of 1242 amino acids. The record is from RefSeq and is a predicted model, not a curated record. Gene Ontology annotation, biological process: chromatin remodeling.
GCGUGACUGCCUAUAGCCUCUGCUUGCUAAUGCUAGAGGAAAAUCGAUCCAGGGAAUUUUUUACAAAACGAAACCACAUCGAUUGAACGAAACAGGGAGAGGAUAAUACUUUGCUGCAGGAGGUCUACCUGCAGCCCUUACGAGACCCAAUGGCUACCGACAUGCCCAUGGACACGGUGCCGGCUCCUCACCCUGCCCCAGCCGCGCCUCCUGACAUUACCCCAGCCUCUCCUCCUGAUCUCAGCUCCAGUGCAGCCCAAGAUCAGAUUCCCAUCCGGCAGCCAGCAGUAGCUGAAACCCCUGACACAGCGGUGACCUCAGAACAUGAUGCUGCUCCAGAUCUCACCACGGCUCAGCCUACAGACUCAGAUGUGGCCCCAGGCCUUGUUCCCGGCUCUGAGCUGCCCUCGACCCCUCUGCUGCCACCACUGCCACCAGUCAGUGCCAAGAACCCCAGCUGCAAGAUCAUGACCUUUCGGCCCACUAUGGAGGAGUUCAAAGACUUCGCCAAAUACAUUGUCUACAUGGAGAGUCAGGGAGCUCACCGUGCUGGGCUGGCAAAAGUGAUUCCCCCAGAGGGCUGGAAGCCGCGAAGGUCCUAUGACACCAUCGAGGACAUGGUGAUUCCAGCUCCCAUCACGCAGGUAGUGACAGGACAGUCUGGUCUGUUCACUCAGUACAACAUCCAGAAGAAGUCGAUGACUGUAAGCGAGUACCGCAAGCUGGCCAACAGCAAGAAGUACUGCACACCCCGGCACAAAGACUUUGAUGAUCUAGAGAGGAAGUACUGGAAGAACCUGACAUUUGUGUCACCAAUUUAUGGUGCAGAUGUCAGUGGCUCCAUCUAUGAUGAGGACAUUCAAGAGUGGAACAUUGGCCACCUCAACACACUGCUGGAUAUGGUGGAGCAGGAAUGUGGCAUCGUUAUUGAAGGUGUCAACACUCCCUACCUCUACUUUGGCAUGUGGAAGACCACAUUUGCCUGGCACACUGAGGACAUGGACCUUUACAGCAUCAACUACCUGCACUUUGGACAGUCGAAGUCCUGGUAUGCUGUUCCACCUGAGCACGGCAAGAGGCUGGAGAGGCUGGCACAAGGCUUCUUCCCUGGCAGCUCCCAAGGCUGUGACGCCUUCCUUCGCCACAAGAUGACGCUGAUAUCUCCAUCCAUCCUGAAGAAAUAUGGCAUUCCCUUCGACAGAAUAACUCAGAAUGAAGGGGAGUUUAUGAUCACCUUUCCGUAUGGCUACCAUGCUGGCUUCAACCAUGGCUUCAACUGUGCGGAGUCUACAAACUUUGCCACCCUGCGCUGGGUGGACUACGGCAAGAUGGCUACUCAGUGUACCUGUCGUAAGGACAUGGUGAAGAUCUCCAUGGAUGUGUUUGUGCGCUGCCUGCAGCCGGAUCGCUAUGAGCUGUGGAAGCAGGGCAAAGACAGUGUGGUGUUGGACCACCUUAAGGCCACUGAGCUCAACAGCCCCGAACUAGAUCAGUGGAGGCAGUAUCGUGUAGCCCAACGAGAAAACCUCCUACGAAGGGCCAUGCAAAAGAUGAAGCAGGUCCGUCGUCUAAAGCUGGAGGAGGUGAAGGUGCUGGCCGAGGAAGGCAUUGAACUGAAUGCUGCUGAGUACCAGCGUCAGGUAGAAGAGCGCGAGGCUCAGCGGAGGCAGGAGAGAGAGGAGCGCCUAGCCAGAGAGGCCAUGUUGACCCUGGAGGCCAUGGAGCGCGAGGAGCAGGAGGCUGCUGAGGCCGCUGCGAAAGCAGCAGAGACUCCAGCUGUAAAGGCAGAAGAACCCGAGGCCAAACCACAGAUCUUGACAGAGGACAUUGACAAAAAGAAGCACAAAAAGCCGAAGAAGAUGUCAAUUGCCCACGACACCAUGACUGGGUUUGAGGAAGCAUUUAAGCAGUUUGCUACAUCCAGCAUCAAGAAAUCAAAGAACGCCACAGUCAGCGAUACAGAGGUGGAGAGCCCUCUUGCCUCAAGACCGAGUGACAUCCCAGCAGACAGCAAGCUGGAUGCGACUGCCACCCAGGCAUGCUAUUCCAAGAUGAAGAUGCCAACAGAGGUAAAAAAGAGUCGCCGUCACCCCCUCAGCAAGCCACCCAUGCGCUCCCCUCUGUCCAUCUUAAAGCAAGACCCGAGUAGCGACAAAGAGCUGUCCUCCCCUAUACCGCUGGACAGCGACAUGAAGAAACAGGAGCACCUGUGGCAGAAUCAGUCGCCCAACUUCCUGGCAGAGAAGGCCUUCAAUGCUGCAGUGGCAGCACUCCAACCACACUGUGCUAUCUGUUCACUCUUCUGUCCCUACACAAAGCCACACAAAGACGCCUUCAUUUCAAAUGAGACCCAUCGCGCCUCCCUUCCCCGCCAUGGCAGUCUGACUCGCCCACUGGUCCCAGAGAUGUGCUUCAGCGUCGGUGCAUGCAACACUGAGCCACCACCCACCAACUAUCACAUUGGAGAGGAUGGAACCAGUCUUCUGCUCCGCUGUUCAUCUUGCCACAUGCAGGUUCAUGCCAGUUGUUACGGUGUGAAGCCAGACUCAGUCGGUGAAUCCUGGAUGUGCUCUAGGUGUGCAGAAGGAGCCUGGACGGUGGAGUGCUGUCUCUGUAACUUGCGGGGAGGAGCUUUGAAGACUACCACAGACAAUCGGUGGGUCCAUGUUAUCUGUGCCAUCGCUGUGGCUGAAGCUCGCUUCGUCAACGCCAUUGAGAGAGAGCCGGUGGACGUCAGUGCCGUUCCAGAAUCGCGCAAGAAUCUGAAGUGUGUGUUUUGCCAUCGCAAGAAUGCCAAUCAGAACCGCGGCGCCUGCAUCCAGUGCUCACACAAGAACUGUGCCACCUCCUUCCACGUCACCUGCGCCCAAAUUGCCGGAGUAGUCAUGACACCAGCCGACUGGCCUUAUGUCGUGUCUGUCACCUGCCACAAGCAUAAAGGUGUCAUUCUGAAGCCUCGGACGGCACCCAAAGGCCCACAGAGUCCGAACCUGGGCCAGAAGGUGAUUGGUCGCAACAGUGACGGCUGGUACUACCACUGUACCAUCAUUGGCAUGGCAACGCAGACGUUCUACGAGGUCAAUUUUGACGACGGCUCGUAUUGUGACAACGUGUACCCAGAAAACAUAGUGAGUCAUGACUGCCUGGGCUCCGGUCCUCCCGAGGUAGGGGAGUUGGUUGUGGUCAGUACGCCUGAGGGUCAGGUCCUCAAUGCUUCCUUUGUGAGACAGCACAGCCACAAGUGCUACCAGGUUGAGUUUCAGGACCAGAGUCAGCUAAUGCUAAAACCUUCAGAGAUCCAUCAGCAGGAUCAGGAACUGCCCAAGAGGGUCCGAGCCAGACUGGCCAUACCUGUAACACAGGAGGAGGUUUCCUCAGCAGAUGAAGCCCAAGCAGCCAAACGCCGUUGCCUGCCCUCAGGUUCAGCCCCGCCCGCUGAAACCCCCAUGGAGACAACCAACAAGCCUGCCUGCCCCCUAACUACAGCCCCGGUAGCAACACCAGCAGCAGAACAUCACAGUAUUAGUACACCGCCGACCUCACAAGCUCUGUCCCAGCCCACUACGACCCCACAGGAUGCCCCUGCUGCAACCAAUGGUAUUCAGAUGGACGCUGAGACCCCAAUGGACACGAGCGUCGCCCUCACCGAUGCGCUAACGGAGUCCACCCUGGCCUCAGACCCCACGCUGACUCCACAGUCAACCCCUUUCCAGUCGAAAUUGAACUCUGACCCUCUCCUGUCCGCCCCUUCCCCUUCCCUGCCCUCACCUCAGCACAUGUCCGACAGCUACAUGCCGAGCAGCGGCUACGUUUCCUACAUGGAGACCCUCCUCCAUUCACAUUUCCCUCAGGACGAUGGCCCCGGAUCCCUGUAUUAAAAACCAACUCCACUAUAAUAUUACUCGGCCAGUGGAGGCUGAGCCCAUAGGAAGUAAGCUAAUGGAGGUGGAUUCUACUGAGUGCUGUAUUAAUGGACAAAAACAUUUCCUCCACCGGCUCUGAGAGCUCAGGGUCAUGGCAGGAAAAGACACGGACACACAAGCACUCUUUUAAUGCAUGUUACUUUUCUAUUUUUGAGAUAAUGUAUUUGCAGUGGUGCUUUUGCGUGCUCUGAAGCAGCAGCUAAAGAGGACAUGUUUUUUUUUUUUUUUUCUUUUUUUUUAACAUUAUUUGUUGUUUUUGUUUUGUUUUGUUGUGUUGUGUUUUUUUUUUUUUUUUUUUUUUGAAGCUUUGCUUUUUAUUUUUGUCAGCUGCUGUGCUUUUUUCCUCCAUCUUAAUAUGAAUACGUCUCUGGGUGGUAUCAACUCCAUACCUCGUUGCAUUAAUUCAAUAACAGCACACUCCCAUUUUCUUUGUACAGGAAGCUAAUUACUAUGAAUAUGCCUCUCAGCAUUGAGGCCCCAGUGGACUUUUUCUUUUUUUUAAAUCAAAUAACCAGCAACAAAAUAUCUAUUUUUCAAUCCAGCCAUUCAUGGCUUUGGAACUGGUGGAACUAAAGUGUCACAUUGUCCAUCUACAGGAUAUUUUCAGUAAGGUGUUUUAUUGUCAGAUUGCAAGAGGUAAACAGGGGGAUGGGGUAAAAAAAAAUGUAUUGUAGGGGGAACUCAGUAUUUAAAUGUCUUAGUCAAAUAUUGAAAGAAUUAUUUGUAAUAGAAGAAACCUGUUGAAUGCGAACACUAGUAGAUUUGUCUGCAGGAUGCAUUGAAUUUUUGUGAAGAUGUGCCACAGUAGUUAACAGAUGAGACAUUUUAUGUAUUGACGUCAUGAGGUCAUUUGGUGGCUCCACUUUUCACACUCAAAACGUUCUCAGGGUUCCUACAUGGAGAAAAAAAAGGUUUUAACCUUCGAGUCUUCACACAGUUAAGGAAGUACAGCCCAGAAAACUGCCUCAAAAUAUUCCUCAGUCAUAAUUGGCACUUGAAUAUAUAUCCGUUGCUUAUAUUGUCAUACUUGCACCAGUUUGUCCAUUUUACUGAGUGAUAUCUUUGUUUAACAUCACAUUUCUCCAAUUAGCACAUGAACUGACGGAAACUUAUGAAGUCGGUUUUAAAGGAUGAAAGUCAGGAAAAUGUGAUGAAAUGAUAUUUGGAAAAAGGAGAAUAUGUAGGAACCCUAAAAUCUGGAAAGAUUUUGUACCAUUCUUGGUUUGAAUUGUAUGUAUAAAUCAAUAUUGUAUAUUAAUAAUGUUGUCUGUUUUUUCUAUUACUGUAUUCUUUCUAUGUUCAUUUCCUGAAUUCACAAACUUGGCCGCUCCAAAAUAUUAAUAUCUUUUUAAUUUUGACAGUUUUUCAUAGGCAUAUUACUCAGUUUGUACUGGUAAAUGCUACUUUCUUUUCCCGGAUAUGGCCAUUUAGUGCCACGGAGGUGCUACAUAAAUAUUAAACUACUGAUGAGUUUCCUAACACUGUCACCUUGUACAUACCGCAGGCCUUGUGUUUUGUGAAUCAGUUUUGUAAAUGUCGCACAUAUACCUUUUUUUUUUUUUUUUUUUUUUUUUUCUGUCAUCACACCUGAAAUGUUGGAACACAUUUGUGUUCCUGUAUCCAAAUGAUAUUCAUCAAGAAAAUCUUAUUUCACAGGGAUUAAAGUGGGUUGCUAGUCGCCA